AUGGAUCACGAUCUCGUUCCAAGGAUUCAGCUAGCUCUGAUACCACUUGUCAGGCCUCUGGAUCCAUUGUCAUCCUCAGAUCUUGAAUUGAUUCUGAAUCUGGUUUACGCUGUGGAAGAGUUUGAGAAGCACUAUAUUGAGUGGGAUGACUUGACAGUGGCUGAUGAGAGUGAUCAAGGGUUAGACUUGGAUCAAAGAAAACCUAGCAAAGUUAUUGUGGUUGAUAAAAAUGGCGGAGGAGAUUCAGUUACAGUUCAGGGUGCUGUUGAUCUUGUUCCCGAACACAAUCAGUUGAGACAUAAAAUUUACAUUCUUCCAGGAAUAUACAGAGAAAAGGUGCGUGUGCCAAAAUCCAAACCGUACGUUUCUUUCAUUGGAGAGGAAGGUCGAGCACCUGAAACCGUUAUUACUUGGCACGACAAAGCAUCUGAUAAAGACGCAGAUGGUAAUGAAAUAGGGACCUUUGGAACGGCUUCCGUUACUGUGGAAUCCGAUUACUUUGGUGCAAGAGAGGUCACAUUCGAGAAUUCGGUGGUCGCAAUUCCUGGAACCAACAAUAUGCAAGCUGUGGCAUUGAGAUUAAAAGGUGAUAAAGCGUGGCUGUAUAGAGUUAGGAUUUUAGGGACACAGGAUACGCUGCUGGAUGAAUCUGGGUUACAUUUCUAUGAAGAGUGUUUCAUUCAAGGCUCCGUAGACUUCAUAUUUGGCAAUGCCAAGUCCCUUUAUCGGGACUGUAUCCUUCACUCUGUAGCAAACGGAUCCGGAGCAAUAGCAGCAAAUCAUAGAGACACACCUAAUCAGGAUUCUGGGUUCUCUUUUGUCCACUGUCAAAUCAAAGGGACUGGCAGAAUCCUCCUGGGCAGAGCCUGGGGAAAUUACUCCAAAGUAGCCUACUCUUUCUGCGAUUUUGAUGACAUAAUCGCUCCUGAAGGGUGGAGUGAUUGGAACAGCACAGCCAAGGAAAGGACCGUGGAAUUUGGAGAAUUCCGUUGCAGAGGCAAGGGGGCCGGCAGGAGAAAUCGGGUGGCGUGGUCUAAAUCUUUCAGUUUCUAUGAAGCGCUGCCCUUCUUAACCACCCAAUUCAUCCAUGCUUAUCAAUGGCUGCUACGGCGAUGA
This is a messenger RNA of Coffea eugenioides, 1116 nucleotides long. Its product is annotated as pectinesterase QRT1-like. The transcript is spliced from 6 exons. NCBI's taxonomy places the organism in Eukaryota, Viridiplantae, Streptophyta, Magnoliopsida, Gentianales, Rubiaceae. Gene Ontology annotation, biological process: cell wall modification. The record is from RefSeq and is a predicted model, not a curated record. Gene Ontology annotation, molecular function: pectinesterase activity. The coding region runs from base 1 to 1116 and encodes 371 amino acids.